UGACAGGGAGAUCUGACCAGUGUCUACUCUACUGUCUACCUACCAUCAGAAUAUCAGAUGUACUGUUUCUGUACAGGUACAAUGCUGACGGUGAGAUUACGAUCUGGUUUAUCGAGUAAGGUGCAAAAGUAGCAAAACUGACGAGAGAAGUCCGGAAGUAUGGCGAUCCCACGCCUUUUUGUAUGGCGACCGACCAAUGGCGCUACCAUUUAACCAACGGAAGAAAAUUAAUGUUAUUAACGUUACGAUGUAUUUUUGCCUGCGAUUCAGACUCUUUCGCCCUUUGGAUUUCUGUUUCACUUCAUUUGCACUUUGCGGACGUAGAAAAGAAGCCUGCUUCGCUUUAAGAAGGCUUUUAACUUGUUUAUUUAUUGUUUUUGUGAGAUCUUUACCUCUUGAAUUUUAUUCUUGAUCUCAGGAUUUUUUGUACAUUUUCAUUCUCGGAAUGUUUAAGGUGGAAUAUUAGAAAAUGUCUACUAUGCCUAAAUCCACAUACAAUUUCAUUCCUUCCGAGCUUCCGAGAGCCUUCCGGGAUCAACAGCUGCACUGGAAUUCCCCGGCCAAUUUCAUUUCUCCGCCCUAUUCGGAGCAGUAUCACUAUUCCAGUUUCCAGCAGUAUCCGGUUUACAGUUACUACCAUCACUCGUUCUCGGCGUGUGCCCUGCAGGAAUAUGUGAUGAGUUGUCCGCCGUCCCGUCGUCCGUCGCCGCCGCUCUUGGAGCACAAGGAAAUGGACGAGAAAUUCUACAGACUGCUGGACGAACUGUUCGCCCAUCCCGCGCCCUGUGUGGACCGGGACGAAAUCCGGCGACUGCGCAGCGAAGUGCUGACCUGCCUGAACAAUCUGGCCGUGUACUGGAUCGGCCGACAGGCGGAACGCCUCAGCCUGGAGCGUUCGCAGCUGGAGAAGACGGUGUUCGUCAAAGCCUUCGGCAGUCACGGUCUGGGUUUAACCACGUACAACAGCGAUCUGGACGCCGUGCUCGUCGCCCCGCGCUAUGUCACGCGCGAAGAGGUCUUUCGCGGGUUUGUGGAGCUGCUGCGGCAGCAGGAGAACGUCAAGGAAGUUUGUCCCGUGGAGAACACGUUUGUGCCUGUGAUUAAGUUCCUGUAUUACGGGAUUGAGGUGGAUUUGACGUUUGCGGCGCUGCGCACCACCAGUAUGCCGGAUGAUGCCAGUCUGCUGUCGGAUGAUAUCCUGCGCGAUAUGGACGAGAAGAGCGUCAAGAGUCUGAACGGCUGGCGAGUGUCGCGGUAUUUACUCAGUUAUGUUCCGGAUGUGAAGGUGUUCCGCGCGGUGCUGACGUUCGUCAAACACUGGGCCAUGCAGCGGCUGAUUUACUCCAACACGCUGGGAUAUUUGGGCGGCGUGUCCUGGGCGAUUCUGGUGGCGCAUAUUUGCCGGGUGAAUGCGGGGAUGUCCGUGCGGAAGCACGUCAAGUCUUUCUUCAAGGAAUUUUCCGAAUGGAACUGGCAGUCGCGGCCGGUCAAUAUUAAUCAGGCGGACAAUCCCUACAACCACAUCGAAGGCUUUGUCGGUCUCGAUGCCUACAUGAUGCCGAUAAUCACGCCAUGCAAGCCGUACCAGAAUUCCUCCUUCAACGUCACCCGCACGACAUUUCACAACAUCCGGCAGGAGAUGCGCUCGGCGCUGGCGGUGCUGCGCGCCGACAAUCACGUGUGGGCGGAUGUGUUGGCCACGCGCAAUCCGCUGGAUGAGUACGAGAUGUUCUUGACCGUGAUCAGUACCGCGAAGUGCGAGAGCAGUCUGCAUCGCUGGCGCGGGGUGGUGGAGUCCAAGCUGCGUCCCAUGCUGCCCAAUCUGGAGAAGGUGAACGGCAUGCAGCGCUGCCAGAUCUUUCCGCAGAUCUACAAGUUGUCGGACGGCGACUGGCAGGAUACCGUGCACUGUGCGUGGAUCAUCGGGAUUGACUAUGUGCAUCCGAACCAGAUGAAUGAGCUGUCGGCCGUGGUGCGGGAAUUUCGACAGAAUAUACAGUAUUACAAUCAUUUUAACGGCUCGGGAAGCGAUCAGAAUGUGACAGUAUUGCGGAAAACCAGUGCGAAACUCCGGGAAACGCUGACGGUGUAUGCGUCUUCGGAUCCAAAAAAGUGAAAGGGGCACUCUGGUCAGUUUUUUUAUAAAUUGGUCAUCUUGAGCUUUUUCGGCAUUUUUUGAUGUUUCUUCGUCUUUUUUAUCACAUUUUUAUAUCCGGGAUACGUUGGAGCUGCGUUUUCUCAAAAAUCCCCCACCAAUUGCACAAAAAACAUCCCAGCUAAAAAUAUAGUUUUUUGUUUAAAUUUUUAUGUAUAAAAAGGUUGCUUUUAUAUAAAACUUUCAUAAAGUUAUUCAUUGGAGUGUCCUUUUUUGUUCUAUAUAUCACGGAUCCGUUAAUGAUUUCUAACCGCAUUUUUGCAACACUCACUUGAUCGCUGCGAUCUGAAAGAUGCCGCCCACGUGGAAUCAAGAUUUUUUCGAUCUCAUUGUCGAUUAAUGCUCCUAAAUUAAGCGCACUGCUGUUUCCGUAUAAAAUGUGUAUGGUCAUGAUUAUGAAUGAUGCGCUAGCGAUUUUCUGUAUUUUUGCUCAUCUGUGUAGUUUGGCUUCUGCUCAUGUAAUUCCCGUAGUCAGGAAAACCGAAAAAUAAAAUUGUGCGUAAUGA
Molecule: messenger RNA, 2661 nt
Organism: Paramacrobiotus metropolitanus
Lineage: Eukaryota; Metazoa; Tardigrada; Eutardigrada; Parachela; Macrobiotidae
Product: poly(A) polymerase type 3-like
Exons: 2
Coding region: 470-2116 (548 amino acids)
Cellular component (GO): nucleus
Molecular function (GO): poly(A) RNA polymerase activity; RNA binding
Source: RefSeq, a predicted model, not a curated record